AUGGGCGACCGCAAUAGAGCUGCGGCGGCGCACCAGAACCAUCAUGUGCACAUCGCCGAGCCGGAGCGCCGGCCACUCCUGGAAAGGGCGUACUUCAGCCACCAGCACGACCAGGAGCCCGUCUUCUCGUGCUUCACAAACCCGCACUCUCACCUGCCCGUCUACACCAACAUCCAUCGCAUACGCAGAGAUAUCAUCUCCAUCGUCGAGGACUACAUGACCCUCGAGCAGCUGAGGGACGUGCGCAUCAACAUCUCGGUCGUGCGGCCCCUGGUCGACAAGCUGUACGAGAUGGACGACAUAUCCAUCGUCUACUGCCUGCUCGUCAACCGCGCCCAGUUCCUCUACGAGCAGUCCCACCUGAACAAUCGCCAGAACGUCAACUUCACCCGCGCCACCCUCUGCGAGCUGGUCGCCGUUAGGAUCCUGCGCCGCUUCAACGAGGACAACGAGGGCCCCGAGGGUCUGCUCGUGCUCGCGCACAUCCUCGUCGCUGGCUUUGAACCCUUCCAGAACGCACCGGAGUCCAUUCGUCGUGAGGCCCAGCUUUCUAACGAGAGGCUGGCCUAUCAUCGAACGCUGCCUGCGCUCGAGGUGGCCGUGCUGAGCGAGAGCAAGCUCUUCCUCAGCUCGACAUCGUGCCAGAAAGUCGUUGAUGCAAUCUACGAAGGGAGGGUCAUCUACACACCGUCCAGCUUCCUGAACGUCAUUCCUGACCGGUACAAACAAAAGCCAAUCUCGCUCUACGAUCCACGCGAGGGUGGCUUGCUGAACCAGUAUCGCUUGAUUGUCCCCCGGACUCGGAACUUCCUCGAAGUGUGCCAGUUCAUCAUUCUCCUCCUACUCUAUCUUGCUUUCAUGGCCGAACGGCAAGUGGCGCGGGUGACUGUCAUUGAGGCAUGUUUUGCCAUCUACGCGUGCGGCUGGGUCCUCGACCAGUUCGCAACGAUACUCGAACACGGCUGGCACGUCUACACACAGAACCUGUGGUCCUUCCUUGACGUGACAUUUGCCAUCAUCUACUGGAUAUAUCUCAUCUUGAGGAUCCAGAGCUGGCGUGCAGGCUCUGAGGAGCUGGGCCAGCAGGCGCUAGAUGUCCUGGCGAUAGGAGCGCCAGUGCUCAUCCCUCGCUUGGCCUUCAACCUCAUGUCCGACAACCUUCUCUUUGUUUCGCUACGAGCCAUGAUGGCCGAUUUUACCGUCUUGACUGUCCUGGCUGGGUGGUGCUUCGCAGGGUUCAUGCUCUCGCUCGCAUGGUUAGGCCAGGGAGUCCACCCACUGGUGACCAUCGGCAGGUGGAUGAUAUACAUCUGGUUCGGACUGGACGGGUCCGGGAUCUUGCGCUCUGCCGAGUUCCAUUGGCUCCUGGGCCCCUGCCUGAUGGUCGCUUUCGCCUUCUUGGGUAAUACCCUCUUCCUGACCAUCCUGGUGUCGAUGCUGUCCAACACGUUCAGCACCAUUGUCCAGAACGCCACAGCCGAGAUCCAAUACAGGCACGCUGUGCUCACGCUCGAGGGUGUCAAGAGUGAUGCUAUCUUCGCCUACCAGCCGCCGUUCAACAUCGUCGCUCUCCUGGUCUUGGUCCCUCUCAAGUUCAUAGCCAGCCCACGCUGGUUCCACAAGAUCCACGUCGCCAGCGUGCGCGCCAUCAACCUCCCUCUCCUCCUGAUCAUCGCCGUGCUGGAGCGCCGGCUGCUGCCAUCUCACGGCGGGCCGGCUCCCAACCCGGCCGACAAGCAGCCGCCGCGCCUGCGGCAGUGGUUCUGGGAGAAGUGGCGCAUCACGGCGCACGGCGACAUCCAGGCGGUCUUUGAGCUCCCGCCGCCCGAGGAGGUCGAGGACGAUAUCGCCGUCGACGACGACCUGACGCGCCACCUCAUCAGGCGGCAGUUCACCCGGCGCGAGACGGAGCCGAACAUCCCGAUCCUCAAGAGCGUCAAGACGCGCAACGCCGCCGCCGCCGAGCAGCGCGGCCCCAGCGAGUCGACGGCGAGCGGGACGCCCGCCGGAGCGCCGUCGGCCGAGGGCUCGCGGGCGCCGAGCCGGGCGGAGGACCGCGGCGGCGGCGGCGAGGGCAAGUCCUCGACGCGGCAUCACACCCGGACGCCGAGCCGGCGGGACAGCAUCGCGCCGUACGCGGGGCUGGCGCAGCAGGUGCGCGGCGUGCUGCGCGAGUCGGAAGAGAUGUCGGACGUCGGCGACAGGCUGACGGCGCUCGAGGAGUCGAACGCGCGGAUCGAGGCGCUGCUGGCGCGGCUGCUCGAGAGCGGCGGGGACGGGGACGGGGAGGAGGCUGUGAGCGAGAGCGUGGAGGACGGCGAGGCGAGGCUCGGGAUGACGGGGGGGCUGCGGGACCUGGAUCGGUCGGCGCAGAAUCAGGAGGAGUGA
Thyridium curvatum is the source of this 2388-nucleotide messenger RNA. RefSeq lists its product as uncharacterized. The coding region runs from base 1 to 2388 and encodes 795 amino acids. The transcript is spliced from 2 exons. NCBI's taxonomy places the organism in Eukaryota, Fungi, Ascomycota, Sordariomycetes, Thyridiales, Thyridiaceae. The record is from RefSeq and is a predicted model, not a curated record.